AUGUCGUACAACCAGCGCGAGACUCCGAUUCUCGCCGUCCUCUGCACCCUCCUGGUCGAGGACGUCUAUGGCGAACUUGCAGCUCGGGUAUUCUCGGUUCUUGCGCGCCAUGGACGGCAAAGUCUUGCAGCCAUCGCCCGCGCUUCCUACCUCAACGGACGGCAGAUCAAGUACGGGCUCGUCAUCCUCCUCCAGCAGCACCUCAUCUUCCACUCUGGCAGCGAUGCGCCCUUGACCUACUACGAAAUCGACUGGCAAAACUCGUACCAAAUCGUCCGCUUCGGCAAGGUAACAAAAUUAGUCGAGGAUCGCUUCGGGAAAAAGGCUGCCAAUGUCAUGUCCAACCUGCUCGCCCUGGGUCACACGCGCAUCGCAGAUCUCAAAGACGCAUAUUUCCCACCCGACACUGAGAGCGAUGAUGAGUCAGACGACGGCGCUACAAAUGGAGCCGGUUCCAAGCGAAAGCGCACAAAUGGCACUCAGGCCAAUGGACACACCAAGACGAAUGGUGUCUCGAACGGUAUCCCUUCGGAGUUGGAUGAUGUUAAGCCCGACCCUGCGACGCUGGCAAACGGCAACGUAAAAACAAACGGCGUGCACAAGGCCUCCAAAGUCGACGGGGUGACGCAAAAUGGCGCACCCAAGGAGCAAGAGCAGGAUGACAGCGACAUCACUUCGAUCGACGAGCUGUAUGAACUAAUCCAAACACUGAUUGAGAACGGGUGGGUGAGGACCGUCACAGAAACCCAGUAUCUUUCGCCUGGUGAUAUGCACGAUCUGCUCUACCAAGAGUCUAUCGAACACGAUAAUUCAGGCAUCACGCCCACUGGAACAAAAGACAAAGAUGUGGUUAACAGAGGUACCUUGACGCGCAAGCGCGCAAUGCGCGAUGAGUGGCUGACGGUUCCAAAGUUUGCUCGAAGCGGGCAUACAAAUGGAUCCAACAAGAGAGUGAAGAUGAAUGGUGCGAAUGGCUGGGCAGCGCCAUCUUCGGAUGACGACCUCGUUAUCCGCGUCAACCCCGAGAAGAUCGCCGUCGCUAUGCGGACAGAGCAACUUGUACACCUGGUGCGGCAACGCCUAGGAUCGGUCACUGCGCGUGUGUAUCAAAUUAUGCUGCGCAUGCUGGAAUCAAAGACGCCCCGCUGCUGGGAAGAAUGGCCCGACCCCCCUCUGCCUAGUGGUGAACCAUCUACGGAAAACGCCAUCGACCCUCGCUUCCUCGUUACUGCGCGCGACGUCGCAAUAAAACUUAGUCGCGACGAUGACGUGGAUAUCUUUGAAGGGCUAGACCCCAAUGCCGCCGUGCAGAUCACUCGGAAGGGGCACGUGAGCCGAACGAAUAUCUGGACAGCACCAACCGACCCUAUGAAACUGAACAUGGAAGAGAAGACGAAGAUCAUCGACAAACACAUACAGAUGCUGGCAGAAGAUCCGUUCCACUUUGUCACAUGGCAUUCGCGCGCCGGUUUCUCGCAGUGGCACAUUGAAUUCGACGAGAUUGCAAGGCAAAUGAUUCAAGCCGAAGUCGAAAAUACCAUCUCAGCAAGGAAAGGCACAUUGGGCGUGAAACUCAUCCGAACUUUGAGGAAGAAGGGCAGACUCGACGAGCGCGCAAUCUGCAAUGUCAUGAUGAUGACCGCCAACGACAUACGUGGCAUUGUCAACGACCUCACCGUCCAAGGCAUUGUUCAGACUCAGGAAAUUCCCAAGGUCGACAGGCGAGAAGCAAAGCACUCUCUGCAUCUAGUCUGGUACGACCGGCAGCGCGCCCGUGAGAAGUUACUCCAUGACACAUACAAGGGAAUGGUGCGCAUCCUCCAACGCAUAGCAUACGAACGAGAAAAAGUACAAUUCCUACUUACCAAGGCGGAGCGUUCCGACGUGGUCGGAAACGAAGAGAAGUGGCUGAGCAAAGGUGAGCUGGAUGCGCUCAGGAAAUGGAAAGAGGUGCAAGAAAAGCUACUCCUGCAGCUCUUCCGUGAAGACGAUUUGGUAGCCACGUUGCGCGACUUCCACGGCCCCUUGGUCUCCGCGUAG
Molecule: messenger RNA, 2040 nt
Organism: Exserohilum turcica Et28A
Lineage: Eukaryota; Fungi; Ascomycota; Dothideomycetes; Pleosporales; Pleosporaceae
Exons: 3
Coding region: 1-2040 (679 amino acids)
Biological process (GO): DNA-templated transcription
Cellular component (GO): RNA polymerase III complex
Molecular function (GO): single-stranded DNA binding
Source: RefSeq, a predicted model, not a curated record